AUGAAGGUAUUAGCAGUGUUCGUAUCAUUUUGCGUAUUUGCUUUACUAAAACAAGCUGACGCCGCUGUGGGAGGAGGGGCUACGGUAGAAGAUUUAGCUGGGAGAGUCUAUAAAGAUAUUAGCGUUCAUAAACACGGGAGUGAUGAUAUAAAUAAAAUUGCGUACUUGUAUAUUCAUUAUGAAGAUGAACUGGAAAAGCCAGAUUAUAAGAAUAAAGUUGUUAAAACGCUUUUCGACAGCAAGCGUAAGAUGCCGCGUAAACUUAAACAAAGCGAUACUCCUUAUUACCCAGGACCACCGGACCUUCAAGACCUUGACCCUGGCGAUUGCCACAAUAGCAACCUCAUGAUUGGCACCAUCCCUGGAGUGGACGGACUGCCUAAACUAAAGAAGAUAUUAGAUCCAUUAUCGCGCAUAGAUGGACCGGCAAAAUGUCCCAAGCUCGUGAUAUUCGGAAGAAGCAAGUACGCUGAUAAAAAAAUCGAUCUCGAUGGCUGGCCAAUGGGCGAUGAUGGUUUGUUCAACUGGAAAAAAAUUGUCGGAAAGUAUUGUGGCCACACGGAAUUUUUCUACUAUGUCCACCAAAAACCAAAGGCGGAAACAGUUCUUGCAUUGUUUGCAAAUAAUCAUGUUAAUAUUGAUUUCCAGUCAAACCAUCCAUGA
This is a messenger RNA of Paramuricea clavata, 663 nucleotides long. Lineage: Eukaryota; Metazoa; Cnidaria; Anthozoa; Malacalcyonacea; Plexauridae. The record is from the annotation of a GenBank genome assembly.